This is a messenger RNA of Pichia membranifaciens NRRL Y-2026, 1212 nucleotides long. RefSeq lists its product as hypothetical. NCBI's taxonomy places the organism in Eukaryota, Fungi, Ascomycota, Pichiomycetes, Pichiales, Pichiaceae. The transcript has a single exon. The record is from RefSeq and is a predicted model, not a curated record. Gene Ontology annotation, cellular component: plasma membrane. Gene Ontology annotation, biological process: antimonite transmembrane transport; arsenite transport. Gene Ontology annotation, molecular function: antiporter activity; arsenite transmembrane transporter activity; antimonite transmembrane transporter activity. The coding region runs from base 1 to 1212 and encodes 403 amino acids.
AUGUCCCUCAAAGAGAGUGUAUUCCGUCGAGCAUGGUCCAGUUUAUCGGUUACUGAUAAACUUCUUCCCGUUGCAAUAAUGUUGGCCAUUGUGCUAGGUGUUUUGCUCUCAGUUUUUGCACCAAGUUCCAGAAGAGCAUUUGAUGGGGCACAGGUUGUAGGUGUUUCCGUACCUUUAGCAAUAGGCCUUAUUAUCAUGAUGAUUCCCCCGUUAUGUAAAGUGGAAUGGGAGAUAUUUCACAGGUUGAUCAAACAAAAGAAAUACAUGAAACAUAUAAUAUUCUCGGUCAUUUUGAAUUGGAUCGUUUGCCCAUUUUUGAUGUUUGGCUUAGCCUGGCUGACAUUAUUUGACAAGCCUCAGUAUCGUGACGGAAUAAUUAUGAUUGGGCUGGCUAGAUGUAUUGCAAUGGUGCUAGUUUGGAAUCACAUUGCUGACGGUGAUGCAAAUUUGUGCGCCAUUUUGGUGCUACUGAACAGCAUUUUACAGAUCGUAUUGUAUGCACCCUAUCAAAUAUUGUUCUGUUAUGUCAUAACCGGUGAUUAUCACAAGAAUGCAUCUAACACUGUCUCUUAUUCAAUUGUAGCAAAAAGUGUUGCUUUCUUUUUGGGCGUACCAUUGGGUUUUGGACUAAUUAUUCGGAUGCUGGCUCUCCUAGCCUUUGGUAAAAAGAACUUUGAGAAAAAAAUCUUACCUGUUAUAUCUCCAUGGGCUUUCAUUGGAUUGAUAUAUACAAUUAUUGUGAUUUUCAUUGAAAGAGGAUAUUCUUUCAUUGAAGAUAUUUGUACGGGGCUUCGUUGUUUUGUUCCUUUGAUUCUUUAUUUUACAAUAACCUGGUUUGGUACGUUUUUCUUACUUAGAUGGUUGUUGGGACGAACUACACCUAAUUUAGAGGUUUUUGAAACUGGGAAUGGCGAAAAAGAAGCUUUACUUUGCGGAUGUGAGGAACAGGUCGCCAACGGAUCUAGGGAAGUGACCAGAGGUUGUUCUGCAAAUUAUUCUGAAAUAAUAACUCAAACUUUUACAGCAGCGUCAAACAAUUUUGAGUUGAGUAUAGCCAUUGCCAUAUCUAUAUAUGGAUCAGGCAGUGAUCAGUCUAUUGCGGCAACAUUUGGACCUUUGUUGGAGGUGCCAAUUUUGUUAGCUCUUUGCUUUGUAGCUCAACUGUUCAAAUUCAGAUUUGAAUGGAGUGACGUUCACACCAGUGCAGACUGA